CAGGGUGAAAGAGGAAGAAAUUUAAAUAGCUCUUCAAUUCAAUUCUAUUUAUCUCUAUUGUUAUUCUGAUCUUUAAUCAUCAGGAUUUUCUUUCAUUGAAAGUCUUCCUUUUCAACUGAUUUAGUUAUUGUUUUUGUCUCUUUUCAAACAUGUGAUCUCUUCUCAUGUGUAAACAGAAAGAAUCAAAUGUUUUGUUGUGAUUUCUCACCGACUCGAUGAUAAUCCAGUUCAUUGUGAUGGAAAUUUUCGUUUUUAAUUUUGCAAAAUUUUAAUAGAAAAUUAAUUAAUCUUUUUUCAUUUUUUUAUUUAUUUCAGUUUGAGAAACAAGAUGAAAGCUCUAGAGUUCAAAGUUGUCUCCAAAUGUAAAUCUACACGAGGCAGAAAGAGUGACCUUAUUUUGGAACCAACUUCCCCUCAUGGUGCUCGAACUCUGGUAAAAACACCCGUUUUCAUGCCUGUCGGGACCAAUGGGACACUUAAAGGUUUUCUUCCUGAUCAAAUCGAAGCUACCGGAUGUAACAUGAUGUUGUCCAACACUUACCAUUUGGCCUCCAGACCAGGAGCUAAAGUGGUCGCUGCCGCCGGUGGGCUACACAAGUUCAUGAACUGGAAGAAUGGUCUACUUACUGAUUCCGGUGGAUUUCAAAUGGUGUCUUUGUCCAAACUUAUGGAGCUCGAUGAAAACGGAGUCGUGUUCACAUCACCUUAUGACGAUGCAAUGGAAACUGUUCUCACUCCAGAAGGAGCGACUUCCAUCCAACAUGAAAUCGGUGCUAAUAUAAUCAUGCAACUAGAUGAUGUUAUCUCAUCAACACACUCAGACAAGGAUCGUUUUAUUGAGGCCACACAUCGAACCAUCCGUUGGUACGAUCGGUGUAAGACUCGUCAUUCAGGCUCUGAAGGAAGACAGAAUCUAUUCCCGAUCGUUCAAGGUGGGUUAGAUCCCGACUUACGGGCGCAAUGCGCUAAGGAAAUCGCUUCAAGAGAUCCGCCGGGCGUUGCUAUUGGAGGUCUGAGCGGUGGGGAAUGUAAAGUCGAUUUCAUCAAAAUGGUCGCUUGUUCAACUGCUAAUCUUCCCGAGGAUAAACCGAGAUACUUAAUGGGAGUCGGUUUUGCUGUUGAUUUGAUACUAUGUUCGGCUUUAGGUGUUGAUAUGUUUGAUUGUGUUUACCCAACACGAACAGCUCGUUUCGGUUGUGCUCUAGUUGGACUUGGAACUAAACUCAAUCUAAAAUGGUCAACAUUUCAAAAUGAUCUCAAUGUCAUCGAAACUGGUUGCGACUGUUAUGCUUGCGCCAACAAUUACAAGCGAUCAUUACUUUACCACCUUCUUAAAAAGCGAAAUACUGUCGCUUGUCACCUGAUUAGUCAACAUAAUGUUAGAUUUCAAAUGCGAUUCAUGAAUAAAAUCAAGGAGUCGAUUGAAUGUGGAAAUUUACCCUCGUUGAUCAUUCAAACUCUUGAUCAACAUUAUAAGAGUAAAAAGGACUACCCAGAAUGGGUAUUAACAGCUCUCGAAAUUUUGAAGAUCGAAUUUUAAUUCCAAGGAAUAUUUGAUUGAAAACAAUCAACGUUUCAUCAAUCAAACUAUUUCUCGGCUCAAUUUUAAUCAAUGACGAAAAAUGAUUCUCUGUAACUUGACCAAAUUGUAAACCAAAUCAAAAAGCAAAAACAAAAUGUCACAAUCACUCGAAAAUCACAGUAUUAAAUAAAAAACGAUUGAUUUUAAUUCGCUUAAUAAGAAA
This is a messenger RNA of Panonychus citri (citrus red mite), 1745 nucleotides long. It is a transcript of the gene Tgt, whose product is annotated as queuine tRNA-ribosyltransferase catalytic subunit 1-like. The transcript has a single exon. Gene Ontology annotation, molecular function: tRNA-guanosine(34) queuine transglycosylase activity. Gene Ontology annotation, cellular component: cytosol. The coding region runs from base 329 to 1540 and encodes 403 amino acids. Lineage: Eukaryota; Metazoa; Arthropoda; Arachnida; Trombidiformes; Tetranychidae. The record is from RefSeq and is a predicted model, not a curated record.